This is a messenger RNA of Punica granatum (pomegranate), 2091 nucleotides long. The record is from RefSeq and is a predicted model, not a curated record. NCBI's taxonomy places the organism in Eukaryota, Viridiplantae, Streptophyta, Magnoliopsida, Myrtales, Lythraceae.
CAGUUGAGAUUUAGGAGGCAAAUUUGGAACUAAGAUCUGGAAGCUGGAGGCAAAAGAGUUACUUGGAGAGGCAAAGGAGACACUACCUGUUGACUGGACUUCACAGCGAGGAAAGGAGAGAGGAGAGGCGGAGCCGGCCGCGGAGAUGGAUGAUGAUGAUGAUAAGAUUUCGACUUUGCCCGAGCCUAUGAAGCAUCACAUUCUCUCCUUCUUACCGAGCAUCAAAGAAGUAGCAAGGACUAGCUCGCUGUCGGAGUCGUGGCUACAGACGUGGCGAUCGUUCCAGAUCACCGACUUCGAACAAUGGCUUGUGUUACCAAGGUAUGAAAUUCUCUACCGCGGGAGCGAGUACAACGACCCCUGCGUCAGGUUCGUCGACAGUGCCUUAAUGAGGUCACGCCAUGGCAUGCCGAGGUUCAGACUCAUCGUGACCUUAGAUAUGGCUCCUCACAUUGAUAGAUGGUUAGGUACGGCUUUAGAUUAUCAUGUUCAGGAGCUAAGCCUAAACAUCACUUCCAAUGGCAUGGACCUGUUUGAUGAUGAUCUUCCUGCUUUGCCGUAUUUGAUUCCCGGGAAGGUUUUGUCUUGUGAGUUUAUCAAAUCCUUAACAUUGGAUAGUCCUGUAAAGAUUGAUAGGAUUAGCUCUGUGAGUCUGCCUUCUCUGCGGUCACUCCAUUUGUUAUAUUCUCUUAUUGACAACCAGAUGUUUCGGACACUACUCGGGGGCUGCCCUUUACUCGAAGGUCUUUCAGUAAUCAGCUGCAGUCCUUUGUCCGAGCUCAAAGUCUCGAAUCUCAAUUAUCUCAAGAGAGUGACGGUGGUAUCUUGUAACGACCCUGAGAUUAAUGCUGUCAGUAUUCAAUCCCCGAGCUUGGAAAGCUUUAGCUUGAAAUCCGAAUAUGGAUGCGACAAAGACAUUGGCUUAGUGGUUAAUGUAAGUUCGAGUCUAAGGUACUUAGAAAUCACGAACCUCGACAAGACGGAUGACUGGUUACGUCAAUUCCUUUCCAAAUUCCCUCUGCUGGAAAGCUUGACACUCAAAGGAUGCAGACUACUUCAAAGAAUUAAGAUUUCAAAUCCACUUCUGAAGAAGAUGUCAAUAAAGAACUGCGGCUUGGUGGACAUAAGAAUUGAUGCCCCGAAGUUGUCGUCUUUCUACUAUGAGACCAGGAGGACACUGCCCUCUGUAUGGACAGAGAACCCUCCUUACAGUUCUGUUGUUGGACUUGGAUUCAGAUAUUAUUUCGCUGAGGAUCCUAGUUCCCUCUGCUUCGAGGAGUUGCGGGAAUCCUUCACUAGAUGGUCAGCUAUAUUUGGAUGUCUCGAAUCAACUGUGCUUUUCUAUGAGAUGGAUGAGGGAAUGAAAGACGGCAUGAAUGAGAAAUUGGCUUUAUCGGCACCUGGGGUACAUCACCUGAAACUAGUGUUUGAUGCAACCCAAUCGAGCUGUCUUCUUAUUCUGGACUGCUUAUUUUCUACUUGUCGACCUACAACUAUUCUUCUCAGGCUAUCAUACCCUUUACUAAAGAUCAUCUGCGAGGUGCUUGCAAGCCGGGAAGAGAAUCCCAAGGGCUGUCCAUGUGAGGUUAAGUGUUGGAAACAUGAGCUCAAAGAUGCGAAGAUUGACAGGGUUGAGGGCAUCCAACAUCGUGGACCUUUAGAUUGGCACAGCUUAUUCAAUCUGUUGCCUACGCUGUUGGCAUCCAAUGAAGUUCGUUUUAGAUUGCAGUGGUGAAAUUGACAACGCGACGAUGCCAAAAGCUCUGUUUUUUAUGGAAACACUAAGCAUAGAAUCGUUCAUUGAAGUUGCAGUUAUUGGACGGACAUUAUGACGAAGGAAAUUUUGGCCUUGGAAGAACAAAGAAGUCCAUCCUGCCGAUGUGGUUGUGUAUUCCUUUUGCAUAUAAUGCAUAUGCAUCCAUGCAACGUGAAACUAAGCAUAAUGUGGAAUGUAAACAGAGUAUCCAUAAAUCUCUUUCAGUUCAUUCCAUACCCAAACAAGUUCCUUCUUCCAUUUAUUAGAAAGGAGGAGAAAGUAUUAUGUCCUUGCAGUCACUACUAUGAUCAUAUCAAACAGCAUAGUUUCGGGCC